Erinaceus europaeus (western European hedgehog) is the source of this 828-nucleotide messenger RNA. RefSeq names its product apoptosis regulator BAX. Gene Ontology annotation, cellular component: mitochondrial outer membrane. Lineage: Eukaryota; Metazoa; Chordata; Mammalia; Eulipotyphla; Erinaceidae. Gene Ontology annotation, molecular function: protein homodimerization activity; protein heterodimerization activity; channel activity. The transcript has 6 exons. The record is from RefSeq and is a predicted model, not a curated record. Gene Ontology annotation, biological process: mitochondrial fusion; intrinsic apoptotic signaling pathway in response to DNA damage; positive regulation of apoptotic process. Bases 99 to 677 code for a protein of 192 amino acids.
GCGCGCGCGCGCUGGCCGGGAUGCUCACGUGACGCGGGGCGUGCUGCGGCCGCCCAGGCGGACCGACCGGGCGAGCGGCGGCGGCGGGAGCGGCGGUGAUGGACGGGUCCGGGGAGCAGCCCCGAGGCGGGGGGCCCACCAGCUCGGAGCAGAUCAUGAGGACGGGGUCUCUGUUGCUUCAGGGUUUCAUCCAGGACCGAGCGGGGCGCCUCAGCGGGGACACGCCAUUGCUGGGUCUGGAGCAGGCGCCCCAGGACGCUUCCACCAAGAAGCUGAGCGAGUGUCUCAAACGCAUCGGGGACGAGCUGGACAGCAACGUGGAGCUGCAGAGGAUGAUCGCGGCCGUGGACACAGACUCCCCCCGUGAAGUCUUUUUCCGAGUCGCAGCGGAGAUGUUCGCGGAUGGCAACUUCAGCUGGGGCCGGGUGGUCGCCCUUUUCUACUUUGCCAGCAAACUGGUGCUAAAGGCCCUGUGCACCAAGGUGCCCGAGCUCAUCAGGACCAUCAUGGGCUGGACCCUGGACUUCCUUCGAGAGCGUCUGCUGGGCUGGAUCCAGGAGCAGGGUGGCUGGGAUGGCCUCCUCUCUUACUUCGGGACCCCCACGUGGCAGACGGUGACCAUCUUCGUGGCCGGUGUGCUCACUGCCUCACUCACCAUCUGGAAGAAGAUGGGCUGAGGCCUGGAGGCCUGGGACUUUGGUUUUUCUGCAUAAGUUAUGGCAUUUUCCUGGGGGCGGAGGGGCGGGGUGGGCAUUUUUCUUACUUUUUGUAAUUAUUGUGGGGGGAGGUGAGGGAGUGGGGGUGGCAAUAAACCUCUUCCGGGCCACA